AAUGUUUGUUUUUUGGACUUGAGUUUCAUACUGAGGGUGCACGGGGAAAUUGGGGUUGAAUUCAGGGGCAAUUAGGGAACAAAAUGAUAUAUAUAUAACCACACGAAGUGCUUAAACAUCUUUUAUUUCUCGUAGCGAAACGGAGAUAGAAGUUUCGGUUAUCCAGUUGUGUUUCACACACCCAUUCGUGCCCUUUCUCUCUCCAUAUCUAAACCCCCCAAUUUGCUUUCUCUCUCUAAACUCUUCACAUUUUCAUCUCGCCAAUUUUAGGGUUUUUGAUCAACAAUGGUUUCCGAUUCAAUCACCAACCGUUCGAUCCCAAUUGCUUCAUCUAACCCCAAAGAUUUUGCCAAGAAAAAAAGGGCUAAUCGGUCGGCGAAGUUGAAGCAGUGCAAGCUUGAUGCUCGGCGCGAACAGUGGCUUUCACAAGUGAAGAACAAAGGUUUGAAGGAGGAGACGAACAAUGGAGGAAGUCGUGGUGCGGCGAAGAAUGUUGUGAAUGAGAGGGAAAGAUUGAUUGAGAAGUUGGAGAUAAAGCCGAGAGUCGAAGAGGAUAAUGAAGGAUUGGUACACCACUGCAGUGAUUAUGAUUCACCUACAAGCCAGACGAGUAGUGUUUUGGGAGGAAAUGAUUCUGGGACUAAUUUCACUGGGAGCAGUAGUGGCAGUAGUAGCAGUAGUAGCAGUGGUGGAUGUUGUUCAGGGAGUGUGAGUGAAGAAGAUGAAGAAGAGGACGAUGACUGCUUGGAUGACUGGGAGGCUGUUGCUGAUGCUCUGGCUGCCGCUGAUAAAGAACAGGAGCAGCAAAAUCCCAGCUUGGAUUCACACUUUGCGAGGGAUGAGAAUGUGACAGAUGGGAGUUCUACUCAAGAGGUUUCUGCCAAGAAGGGGCCAGGGACUGAUAAGUCAAAGCAGGAGUGUAAUGAUGACAGAGGAUUGACACGUAGACCUCCUCCCAGUUGCCGGGCAUGGAGGCCCGACGAUUCAUUCCGUCCAUUGGGUCUACCAAAUUUGUCAAAGCUGUAUAGUUUCCCAACGAAUUCUGAGCGGCAUUGUAGGAGGGGCUCUGUAUGGGGAUGUAAGAGUUUAUCUACGCCAACGUCGUGUCCGAUAUGCUGUGAAGAUUUGGACUAUACAGACACAAGCUUUCUCCCUUGUUCGUGUGGAUUCAGGCUUUGUCUCUUUUGUCACAAGAGGAUUCUUGAGGAGGAUGGGCGUUGCCCAGGGUGCAGGAAGCAGUAUAACCAAGAUGCAGUUGAGCGAGAGACGACCAUUGAUGGUGGCAGCUUGACGAUUCGAUUGGCUCGUUCCUUUAGCAUGAUAUCAAGGUCCUAGGAAGAUUCUGUUCCCAUGAAUGUGUAUGUUGGGUCCUUUUCUGUCUCUGCAUGACAUGUGAGUGUUCUAGUUCUUAAUAGACUGUGAGUCAAGAUUAUCCAUAGCUAUAGGUGUUGAUAUAGAACGUGAUUUUGGACGAACAGGGGAAUGUUCUGAUUUCUUUUAAGAGUUUUUGCAUUAUAGAUGUGGUGCUUAUGCUGAUGUAGAACACUCAUUAUGUGAAUAAAUAAGGUGGUAUUGAAGUUAAAUA
Messenger RNA from Capsicum annuum, 1585 nucleotides. RefSeq lists its product as uncharacterized. The transcript is spliced from 3 exons. Gene Ontology annotation, biological process: protein ubiquitination. NCBI's taxonomy places the organism in Eukaryota, Viridiplantae, Streptophyta, Magnoliopsida, Solanales, Solanaceae. The record is from RefSeq and is a predicted model, not a curated record. Gene Ontology annotation, cellular component: CCR4-NOT complex. Bases 286 to 1335 code for a protein of 349 amino acids. Gene Ontology annotation, molecular function: ubiquitin-protein transferase activity.